Brenthis ino (lesser marbled fritillary) is the source of this 2076-nucleotide messenger RNA. NCBI's taxonomy places the organism in Eukaryota, Metazoa, Arthropoda, Insecta, Lepidoptera, Nymphalidae. The record is from the annotation of a GenBank genome assembly.
AUGCUCAAGAACUACGCAGCAUCCACACCUCCUAAGCCGUCGUCGGCGCCUGCGCAUACAACCCUUCAGCGGUCAGUGCGGGCGGCGGGCCCAUCACGAGUCAUACCGCGGUUCCACUUCCCUAAGGGAAGACCGCCACCACCCCAUCAACAAGACCAUGCAUUACAUAAAGUUCAAUCUGCGUUCGCAACGUUCCCUAACAGUCAGGUGCCGAGAGAAAGCUUCAAGCAUAUCGUGAAAGCGUGCGAAUGUCCACUCUACUGGAAGAUGCCAUUGUUCCUGGCAACACAACAGAACCUCAAUGCGGCAGUCGAUGGACACAAGUUCAUUGAUUUUUGGAGAGAGAUGACAUCACAGUGCCACGACCAAGCAUCCAGAUUUGUUUACAUUCUCACGCGAGGCAAAAAUGCUACACUAACCCCGGAAGACUUUGUCCCACUAGUGCAAGACGUUGUCGACACACACCCUGGAUUAUCGUUCCUGAAAGAAGCCACUGAAUUUCACUCACGUUAUGUUCAUACUGUGAUCGCUAGAAUAUUCUACUGUGUUAACCGUUCGUGGUCCGGAAGGAUAUCUAUACCGGAGCUCAGAAGAUCCAAUUUACUACAAGUGAUACAGCUUUUAGAAGACGAGGAAGAUAUCAAUCAAGUUACACAAUACUUUAGUUACGAGCACUUCUACGUCAUUUACUGCAAGUUUUGGGAGUUAGAUAAAGACCACGAUCUGUUUAUUGAUAGACAUGACCUCGCAAGGCAUAAUGACCACGCAUUAUCAAGCCGCAUGAUAGAGCGGGUGUUAUCUGGUUGCGUGACCCGUGGCAACCAGAACAGAUUGACUCCAGAUGGUGAACCAAGAAUGUCGUAUACUGAGUUCGUGUGGUUCCUACUUGCUGAAGAGGACAAGACUCAUCCCACCGCUAUUGAGUACUGGUUUAGGUGCAUGGACGUGGAUGGCGACGGCUUUAUUUCUAUGUAUGAGUUGGAAUAUUUCUAUGAGGAACAAAUGCAGAGAAUGGAGGCUAUUGGCAUUGAAACGUUGCCGUUUACCGACUGCUUAUGUCAGAUGUUAGACAUGGUACAUCCAGCAGAAGAUGGUAAAAUAACGCUCACAGACUUAAAGAAGUGCAAGCUCACGCCCAUCUUCUUCGACACCUUCUUCAACUUAGAGAAAUAUCUCGACCACGAGCAGCGCGAUCCGUUUGCAACGCAGCGUGAUUCAGACUCAGAGAUGUCAGAAUGGGACAGAUUCGCUGCAGAAGAGUACGAACUGCUAGUAGCCGAAGAAGGUGGCAGCGACGCGCAGGACCAAAUGGAGGAAGACAGAACUGGCUAUGCUAGGGUAAGAAAGUGUUGUAUUGCAGUUGCAGUCUCAUACGAUGAGACGGAUGAAGAUUGUUUAUCACCAAAUCUAGACGAUGUAACGAAUACCGAUGUAAUAGAAGAUUCUAGUGUGGAGGAAUCGACACUAAGCGAGGGGUCCUUGGCAAUGGCGUGUCGCAAAGAUCCUAUAGGAGUAGUGGCAAGUCGAACACCAGCACCUCCCUCGGGCUUUGUAAACCUCAAUUCAAUAUAUUCCAUUGGUAAUAACGACCGAUGGGUCAACCAAAACAAACCAAACCCAGAAAAAAAAGAGAAACCCAUCCCACCCGAAAAGCCAGUUAGUUUAAUGAUGAUGAACGGAAAAAUGGACAAUAAAUUUGGAUUUGGCAACAACAGUUUCCUUUAUUCGCAAUUGCUUAACAGCAAUGUAAGCGGUGCGAAAGCGAAAGAUCCGCCGUCGUAUAUAGCGGCUACCAGCGGAUUGGACAAAAGUGGAGAAGUUAAGAAAACUGUAACAUCGCCUAACAAAACUUCAGUAAAAACACCAACCAGUCCAGUUAACGGAGUAAGCAAGAUAUCAGACAAUUAUGAAAGAGCGGUCGCAGAGAGAUUGAGUCCCCAAAGGGAAAUUUCUAGACUAAACCGUAGCAGUUUAUUUAGUAAAGUAAAUACUGGUAUAGUAUCAGGGAAAGUAAAUAAAAGCAGUCGUCAAGAAGACGACGAAGACUACGCGCGUGACAGCGACGAAUGCUCCAUU